UCAGGGAAUAUUUCAAACGUCAGAAUUCGAUGUAGGUUCACAUUUCCAGUCUUCACACUCCCAUUUCGUCCAGUAACGUAUGAGGGAGCCGCCCUGCUCAGGGGAUCUAGCUAGGAAAAUUAGCAUUUCCAUCAGAAACGAGCCCACAUACAGUCAUGUCCUCAUUAAGUUCCAAGACUUCUGAGGAGCUCUGUAAACUUUUGGAUGAAUAUGGGAUUAACCAUGGACCCAUUGUGGACUCUACAAGAAAGCUUUAUGAGAAGAAACUGACAGAGGCCAUGUCCAAAAGGCCCAAGUCAUCAUCACCUGACAAGACUUACUACAGAGAAGAACAGGAAGAAAUCACAUAUGUUACCUAUCGUCCACCAACACAACAUGAAAACACUGAAGAUGUAACAAGAAGAUAUGGGGCCAGCAGGGAUGCAGAUGAUGUGGAUAAUGCAAAUGAACCCAUCAUCAGCUACACUCGAACAGCGUACCAGAGCACACCCCGCUCUAGAUCAACAGCCUACACAAGCAAGUCAAGCCUGCAGGAUGCCAGUCCAGGAACCAUCAAAUCUCAGGAGAACAAAUCUGGUGGUGUACCAGUGUGGCUUCGUAUGCUGGUUUUCAUCAUCAUCGCAGUGCUUCUUUACUAUCUGUACUCUAACAUGGAGUCUGUUAACGAAAACCCUUUUAAAACAAUUGAUUCAUAAUGCAAUGCUAUUUCUUCCAACUUGAGUUGAUCCAUUCCAGUGUCUACUACAAUCAUUAAAAUUUUAAUUACAAAUGAUAGAUAUUUGCAAGAUUUGUAUUAGAUGUACUAGGCACAUGAGUCUAGAUUUACAGAUUUAACAUUGCUAAGUUUUUUUUCUUUUUUUACUUUUUAAUUCAUAUGUAUUCAGAGUGAUAUGGUGGAGCCCAUUAAUAGCCAUAAUUUUAUAUAUAAAAUUGUUGAAUGUAAUUAGAUAAUAAACUGGCAAUUAUAAAAUAAAUUUGUCAAAUUGUUA
Clarias gariepinus (North African catfish) is the source of this 989-nucleotide messenger RNA. It is a transcript of the gene emd, whose product is annotated as emerin. The transcript has 7 exons. NCBI's taxonomy places the organism in Eukaryota, Metazoa, Chordata, Actinopteri, Siluriformes, Clariidae. The record is from RefSeq and is a predicted model, not a curated record. The coding region runs from base 156 to 695 and encodes 179 amino acids.